AUGGGACCCGGAGCUAUCAACUACCCCAGUCGCAGGCCACUCCCUCCUCGCCACGUCCAGUCCCCGGAGCUCCCCGAAGGGGGUUCUGUCAAGGACAAGAUCGGGAAGUUUAGCGCCUAUUCGCAGCCGGCCGGUGUGCGAGAUGUAUCGAGACAUGCUCCUGAGAGCGUAGGAGUGAUCAGGUCACGCACUCCACAGCAGAUCGCUGCCCAGCUGGCCGCAGGAAGAUCCACCCCGGGCGAGAAAAUAGCCACAAAUCCUGGCAUCAGCAGGGUGCAAGGACCGCAGAGGACGAUGCCCUCCAAGCCCAGCGAUGACAAUGACCGACCGCAGUUGCUAGCGCCAAAGCCGGUCUGGGCCACGGCUGCCAGCACCGCUUCAUUUGACAGGCUUCUACAGAGCGAGCCAGAAUUACCCCUUAGAGCAAAGUCGACGCAACGGAAACCAGUAACGCAGAUAUCGCCCGCGGACGCGGCGAGACUGGCGGCCUCGAAGCCUCGACCUCCACCAGUGCCUCAGAAACCACCUCUGCUAGGCAGUGGCCUAGUCGCCACGGCUAGAAAUGUACCUUCAGAUAGGAUAGAGGAUCACGAGCACAUCCAAGGUCCCCAUCCCUCACUUCCGCCCAAAGGCUCCAUCCAUUCCGAGACACCGCCAGUGCUCCCACCCAGGUCGGGUGGCUCGUCCGUGCCUCGCACAGAGCCGGCAAAUCAUCAACCUUCUUUCGAAGCCACUAGGUCCCGGGUGCGACCAUCCACACCCGGCACUGCAUCCCUGUAUACCCCCUCGAUGAGCAAUAGCACUACGAGCUUGCUUGACGGCGGGUCCGAGGGAGCACUUUCGGAUGCGAUUGUCGCCUCAUCAUUGGCAUCGGUCCGGGCCUCGCAGGAGCAGAAAGUCGCUCCACCGCCACCCCCGCGGCGUCGCGCAAGGUCUCAUUCGAUGAAGCGCUUCUCGCGCGCAGCCAAACAAGAGCAUUCCGAUUCGCCCAGUCCUUCCACCCAUCUACGGCAGACUCUCCGAGAACCCCCCAAGACGGAUGACGAGGAAGGAUACCAGAGACACAAGCAUCUGGUCCGCAAACAUCAACACAAGCACCAUGAAGGCGACCGGAAGAGAUGGCGCAGCGAGAUCACGGAGAAGGAGCGAAAGCGGUACGAGGGUGUGUGGGCUGCCAACAAGGGACUGCUGCUCCCCCCCGCGCACCUGCGGCCGCCCGAAGCGUAUCCCCCCGAUGCCCCAGACAUGGUGGUCAAUCUGGUGGCGCGGGACAUCUGGUCUCGCAGUCAGCUCCCGCUCCAUGUCCUGGCGCAGAUCUGGGAACUGGUGGAUGGGCAGCACAUCGGUCUUCUGACGCGAGAAGAAUUCGUGGUGGGGAUGUGGUUGAUUGACCAGCAGUUGAAAGGGCACAAGUUACCGGUGAGGGUUUCCAGCAGCGUGUGGGGGAGCGUCAGGCGGAUUUCAGGAGUGCAAAUCCAUACGCUCCCUCCUGCCUGA
Messenger RNA from Aspergillus heteromorphus CBS 117.55, 1497 nucleotides. It is a transcript of the gene irs4, whose product is annotated as protein irs4. Lineage: Eukaryota; Fungi; Ascomycota; Eurotiomycetes; Eurotiales; Aspergillaceae. Bases 1 to 1497 code for a protein of 498 amino acids. Gene Ontology annotation, molecular function: protein binding. The record is from RefSeq and is a predicted model, not a curated record. The transcript has a single exon.